UUGAUUCGUGAAGAUGAUAGAGUUAAAUGGAAGGAUAUCCGACAUAGGUAUACUGCUUUUGGUUGGAAAAUGCCGUGUCCAGAUGUAGACACCGUGAUCAUUAACACAUCCCAUGGCCAUAUUCAAAUUAAAUGUGAUGGAGAAACAAAGGGCAUCAUUCUCGACAACCUUUUGAAGUGUCCCCAGUACGUUGGUUUUGGGGCGAAGCCAGGGAACGAACAUAUAGAUUUAUUGAUAAGACAAGAGGGCAGUGGAGUCGAACAUCUGCUAAAGACGUUGUUCCCAUUGUUAAUCUACACAGGCGAAGACAAGCGCAAGGCUCGGAAAGAAUUGGCUGAGCAAUACUACGUAAAAGAAAAGGAUGCGAUGCGAGACAAUUCGCUAUAUGGUAGGACAUUGUGUCUUGUGCGUCAACCUCAAAAUAAAGAUGCACCGAGUUUAUGUUUGCCGCAAAAGGUCAGCGACGUCAAUUGCAAGGCAUCUUCAAGACAAGAACGUGCAAUAGUUGAAGCUGAGGAGGACCAUGGAGCUGAGCGUGGUCCCAUCCAACACGAUGACAGGACAUCAUAUAAGGACAAUGAAUCUUCUGAAGACGUGCAUGGAAAUGAUCAUAUGUCGAAUUACUCUUCCGAACUUGAUUCUAAUCCAAAUAAACUGCUACGAAAAAAGAACUUAAGACAAUAUACUCAAGAUAGUUCUAAUAGCUUGAAUGACAGCCUCAAAACGGGCCAAGUGGAGGUGGAAAAUAUUUGGGUAGGCUUUGUAGGCGAAGAAACUGUCAAUUAUUCAAUAGAAACUGAACCGGGAUCGCAUUCUGAAGAAAAAAUCACAGAACCUAAGGGUACAGAUAGCGGGUACAUCAGUGGUCCCAAACCAUUGGUGGGUAUUGAUUUUCAAAUUGUUGACAGGGGAAACUUUUUAGGGACCAAUAAGUUUUAAACAUAAAGGCCAGUGUGCCUGACAUGGGUUGGUGGGGAAACCCCUGACAUUGAAAAUAGGACCAUAGCACAUGCUUAUACCUUUAGUCAUCGGACAAAAUGGAUGCAGAAUUGUUUGUUAUAGAGAAUAGUUUUAAGAACUAUGAAUUGUUUAUCUAGAUAUACAUAUACGCGGAUAUUUUUUAUACGAAGUUUACAUUUAAUGAAAUACAAUUAUUACAUGGGCGUAGGCAGCUUUCAUGCAGUCAGGAUGAGGGGGGAGCGGUUUUCAGUCAGGGGGUUCGAUUGUGGCAUAAACACGCCAAAGAAUUAAGAUUUAUCUUGAAUUUUACAAAAAUUGAUGCAACUUCCUUCAAAAUUGAGCUAGAAGCUUCAUAUGAAAAGCAUUUUAAAGUUCUUUU
Molecule: messenger RNA, 1339 nt
Organism: Owenia fusiformis
Lineage: Eukaryota; Metazoa; Annelida; Polychaeta; Sabellida; Oweniidae
Source: the annotation of a GenBank genome assembly